Danio rerio (zebrafish) is the source of this 9298-nucleotide messenger RNA. The record is from RefSeq and is a predicted model, not a curated record. Lineage: Eukaryota; Metazoa; Chordata; Actinopteri; Cypriniformes; Danionidae.
CGUACAUCGCUAGAGGAGGAGAACGGACGAGAGGUAAACCAGAAAAAGAGGAGAACGGGAGAGGGUGCUGACAUCUGAGGUGGAAACCUCAUCUGUGACAAAUACCUCUACCUGCAGAUACGUAGAGCAUAUGUCUUGAGUGCUUCCAUGGUGAUAACCCGCUGCUGAUUCGCUGAAACCUUGAUGAUGCGCUGACUCUACAUCAUGGCCCAUGAGGCUCUGUGGAAAUACCCACAAUCCUCAGCUCCCUGAUAUACACUGACAGUGUCUCCGGCUCAAAGAGAAAACCUGUACAAGCCAUGAUGUCAGUCUGCGUGCCCUCACCACACAACUCAUCCCCUUCCGUGGAUGCAGCCAAUCGCAACGGGCCCUCUGCAACUCCGCCCACUUCCCUCAGUUUGCGUUCCUCACACAAUCAGUUGCUCAGUGGUGAUGUUAUCAAACAGGGCCAGGCCACGCCCCCAAAGUGCCGGAAGAAGUAUGCUCUAACAAGUAUUCAGAGUGCAAUGGGUCUCGGCGAAGGUGUGAUGCCACCAUCAUCUUCAUCAGCAACUACUGCCAACCCUAAACUGGCCAAAAACGGUGCAAAUCAGUUACGCAAAGCUGCCGAGAGACAGGACCACAACAAAAACACUACUGAAGAAGAGGAAGAAGAUGAAGAUGGAAACACAGCAGCCCAAUCAGAGCUCAGCAUCGACGAUGAGUUGAGGAAUAUUGAGGAAUUAAGUCUGGACAGCGAGUCUAAUGUCGACGACGUUCACAGUGACUUUGACGCCAACAACGAGCUUGUCGAUGAGGAAGUAAACAAGUUAAUUGAAGAUGACACUAAUGAGGAGGAUCACGUUGAGAAUUGUGAUGACCUGCUCAUUCUAUCUGAGAAAAGCGAAAUCGUUUCAGACAAGAAGUCCCCUGAGCACCUUAAGACCAAGAGUUAUCUGGAGUCAUGCCUGGAUGGUCUGUCAUACCAGCUGCCUGAUUCGCAAGACGACGACAUCACUAAGCCUUUGCUGGAGAACAAGAAGGAUCCCUGUCCCGCAUCUCCAAGAAAACCACAGAGCCCCGAGGACACACCCCUGCUGUCUGUCGGCUCUUCAUCUUCCUCUUCCUCGCCAGAGACAAAAAAAGACAGACCACGCACAGGAGCCAAGACAGACAGGGCACUAAACCGCAUCCAGAACCUUCCACACAGCGAUGAGGAGUCUAGCUGGACCACACUGUCACAGGACAGCGCUUCGCUGGGCUCACCUGAAGAGAGCGAUAUCUGGGGCGAGCAGUCAUUUCAGACAGACCCUGAUUUGCCUCCAGGAUGGAAGAUGAUGACAGACAUGGCUGGUAUUUAUUACUGGCACAUUCCAACGGGCACCACACAGUGGGAGCGGCCCGCCCCAUGCCAUCCAGUGCCAACUGGACCCAGCCAUGCCAGCCGCAAACACUCACUGGGUUCCCUGUCGCCUUCACCCACCCCAGAUCAUGAGUCGAUGUCUCAUGCCGAUGUGUUUUUCGGAGCGUCGAGUCGUUCGGGCAGCACCACUUCUGACAGUUCGUCUGAGCCCGCUCCCAUCCCGUCUUCUUCAUGUCUGGACCCGACCCCCAUCCUGUCCUCAAACUCAUCCUCAUCCUCUGACGCAAAUGUUCCUUCCUGUGGAUUCGUCAACAGCUGCUACUUUCCUCGCUCCUCAUCCCUACAGAUAAUGCCAGGGAAGGACAGACACUCAGAGGCUCGCCAUCGGGAAGAGGACAAGAAACAGCCAUGGAGUGAUUUUGCAGUGGGAAAGAUUGAUAGUGAGAUCUGGAAGGAUCUACAGGCGGCCACAGUAAACCCUGACCCCAGUCUGAAAGAGUUUGAAGGCGCAACUCUCCGCUACGCCUCCCUUAAGCUACGAAACCCUGCUCCUGUGGAAGAGGAAGAUUCCAGCAGCAUUAACAGUGACCCUGAGGCCAAGUGUUUUGCCGUGCGCUCUCUCGGUUGGGUAGAGAUGGCUGAAGAGGAUUUGGCUCCGGGUAAAAGCAGUGUCGCUGUAAACAACUGCAUUCGUCAACUGUCCUACUGCAAGAAUGACAUACGAGACACUGUGGGCAUCUGGGGAGAGGGGAAGGACAUGUACCUCAUUCUGGAAAAUAACAUGCUGAAUCUGGUUGACCCAAUGGAUCGGAGCGUCCUCCACUCUCAGCCAAUCGCAAGCAUCCGUGUGUGGGGCGUUGGCCGUGACAAUGGAAGGGAUUUUGCAUACGUGGCACGAGAUAAGGACACCCGGAUAUUAAAAUGUCAUGUUUUCCGCUGUGACACCCCUGCCAAAGCCAUCGCCACCAGUCUGCACGAAAUCUGCUCUAGGAUCAUGGCAGAGCGCAAGAAUGCCAAAGCUAUGGCUGGAGGAUCCCUACAGGACAGAACACAUGCUGGCCUCGACGUCCCAUUACAAGCAGAGUUUCCCACACCAAAGACUGAACUGGUGCAGAAGUUCCAGGUGUUAUAUGUUGGCAUGAUGCCAGUUGCCAGACCUAUAGGCAUGGACAUUCUCAAUGGCGCAAUAGACACUUUGGUAACAUCAUCAAUCCGAGAUGACUGGAUCCCUGUGCUGUUGAAUGUAGCUGAUGCGACAGUCACAGUCAUCAAGGAAAAGGAGGAAGACGAGGUCCUAGUGGAGUGUCGUGUGCGUUUCCUGUCAUUCAUGGGAGUAGGAAAGGAUGUGCAUUCUUUUGCGUUCAUCAUGGACUCUGGGAACCAACACUUUGAGUGCCAUGUGUUUUGGUGUGAUCCCAAUGCUGGCAAUGUGUCAGAGGCUGUCCAGGCAGCGUGCAUGUUGAGGUAUCAGAAGUGUCUGGUGGCGCGUCCUCCAUCUCAGAAAGCCUGCUCACAGGCGGCCCCUGCUGAUUCAGUCACCCGCCGCGUCUCCACCAGCGUCAAACGUGGAGUUCUGUCUCUCAUCGACACGCUCAAACAGAAGAGACCCGUCACUGAGCUGCCUCAGUGAUCUGACACGCACACUCACCGUCACGCUCUGCAUGCUUAUAACUAUCCGAAUGUCCUGUACAUACCUGUCCGGUCACAUGGUGGAGAUGAAGAGGAUCACAAGGAUGAAAAAUCAGAAAAUAAAGCUGAUGCCAAGAAAAUACACCCUUUACUCACACACUCACAAGUACAUCAGAUCUACUAUACAAGCCUCUCUCUCUUCCGAUGUCAAUCAUGCAUAUAUUUGCAUGGGAAGCCACGCCUCUCCAGCAUGACAGCAAUCAACAGGCUCUGCCCACCUAGAAGAACCGCCUCAUCUAGAAUAAGCCUGAUCAAAGAGAGAACUUGAUUGGAAGAAUGUUUGUGCAUAUGAGAACAAAUACGGCUGCUUGUUCAUUUCAUCGAGUUCAUCAUCGCUGCAUGAUCAUAUGUAAGUGUGGAUGUAUAGAAGAGCUGAAGGAUUCUACUGUCCUAAAGUGUCCUAAAAAGCAAGGUUUUAUUUUUUGUUUCCCUCUUUAUUAUCCUGCCGAACACAAAAGCAGAUUCGAUGGAUAGGAGAUGGGGAUUUCAUAAAACUCAAAACUUGGUUGCGUUGCGUUCGAUUCAAAGUAGGAUAUUCCUGUUUGAUACCUUUUGAAUGUUUAAUGCUCAGUGUAUGGUAUGUAAGGUGCGGUCACAUUAGCAAUAUUUUGGCUGGAUUUGGUUGGCACUAAGGUCUACUGUCAUUAGUGUAGUGAUGUAGAAAGCAUUUAUAACAAUACUAGCCAUUACUAGGUGUUCAGGGAGCAUCUGGACUUUUGAAAGAACACAUUGGUGGGGGUUUAUUUUAGGUGCAAAAAGACGAUUUGAAACAUUAUAAUUGCUUGCAACAGAAUGCAUUAUUGCAUACAUAAAUGAAAAUACACCUCUAUAUACAUUUCUGGAGAUCGCAAAAUAUGUCCCAGCGGGUACGAUUUUUUGCAGUUUUUGUUUUCUCUAAUCCACGAGAAGCUGCUUCGAACGCUUUUUGCGAUCUCGGAUCUUUCUCGCGAGUGCCAUUCACUGCAGUUCUUGCGUAAGCUCACUAGAGGACCCUCAUCUGAUUUUUACCACUGGACUCGAACCCUGUCGUCGUGGUCAACUCCUCUCUGCGUCUCAAGUCCGCCAACGUACAUGGCAAGCUAACGGCACAAACUUGUUACAGUGGGAAAGCUGUCCAUAGGAAGGAAUGUAGUCAGCUGGUAAGUGCGAAAAGGAAUGGCGUCAUACCGCCAUAUUUAAAAAAUGAAAUGCAGCCAUAUGUACCUCCGGCUACAUAUAUCGCAGUCUUCAGAAACGUGUAUAGGGCUACAAUUUCAGAAUGAGCCUAUGUUGUUUGUUUGUCACUUGGCUUUUUUCCAUUGUGUGCGAUUUCUGUCCAAAAGCGUCAAAAAAAGUUUGUGCUUUAAAAUCGAGUUGCGGUAUGUUUUGAUCCGCUUACACAUGCAACAAUGGCGUAUAUUGUUUGUACCAACUAGUUUGUUGUUCAUCUUCCAUCUCUUUUGUUUUUUCAUUUGCGAAACACUGGACAGGUUCAGUGUUGACACCUUGUGGGCAAAUUAAAUAGUGCAAAAACAGUUGAACAGAACACAUUUUCAAAGCAUCGGUGAGAUAAAGCGAAGGCCUCAAGGUGCAACUUUUUCAAGGUUGAGCUUUUCUUAAUGAGUGCCACAUUUUUGUAACAUCCACUGUCCUAUUGCCUUAUAACAAGAGUGUCACAUGUCAAAAGAAUGAAUGAGAGACAUGCGUUUAUUACAGUCUACAUGCAUCCAUUGUAGACAGAAUAACUGAUUAAACUUGCCCCACUCAGGUUUCGCUCCAGUUUUUACUAAUGUUAUUAGAUGAGCUAGUGAACCUUUUCCAUAUAUAGCUGGGUUUCCACUCUAAUGUAUAGUAAAUCUUUUCAAAGUUCACUAAAAAUAAAAAUAAAUCAAAUCCCAAAUGUGAAUUAGGUGCAUUUCCGUCAAGUUGUUUGAGCGGCCGACUGUAGUACUGGUAACCUCGUAACCAACAGUAAACAAGGCAAACAUAAUGGAGUCAUGUGAAUUUAAUAUUCACUACGUAAGAAUUUAUUUGGCAAAUGUUUCCAUCUCCCGUUUUUCACGUUAACCCUGUUUCACACAAGUCCCAGACCACCUAAAGUGAGUGUGAAAAUGUUUUUAGAAAAAAAAUAUGAGAUUUAUUUGAAAUUUGGCUUUGCGAUGCUCCUUUCUCAUGUGACACUUCAAAAUGCACAUUAACACACAGUGAUGGAAACCCAGCUUUUCGUGUUCAAUGGCUUCAGUGUUUCAGUCAAUUUUCUGUAGCAUAGCAUAGCUGCUAAAUGUCUCAUAAACAGAUUGUAUAGCAUCUAGAAUUGAUGCUAAUUAUAUUUCACCCUCAAGGAAAGUUUUAGAUGCCUGGAAUAGGCAAUUACAGUAAGUCUUGGCUGUAAAAAUUCGCUGAACAACAGUAUAUGUGACCGCACCUUCAGGCAACAACAACAAAAAACACCAUAACGCAACCAAGUUUCUAGCAAACUGCAGAGAAUAAAUGCCACUACAUAAUGAACUAGUUAGAAGGUGAAGUGAUGUUCCUUUACACUUUUCCAAGAAGAAAGAUAAAAUGUUGCAUUUUAUCAUCAAAAGUCAUCGAUGCUCUCACCAAACCAUAUAUUUUCUUCAUGAAUAUCUUCAACAUCAGUUAAUGAGGAGGCUUGGUAAAAAAUAUCACCAACAACAACACACAUGGAAGGACGUGAGCUGUAGAUGUAAAGUAUGAAUGUGCUUUUUAUAUUUCCAAAGUGAAAUUGCCUUUCGUUUCUUUGAAAGAGAGAAUGUCUCAGAGGAGAACAGACGUCGAAAACACAAGAGGCGGAAAUAACUUUGCUUAGAGCCAAACAGUUCAAUGGUGUCAAUUCUGCUUCGAACCCCAGUGUAGUGCUUAGCUCCUUCAGAGCUUCUUCGGUGACUCAAAGUCCAAAAAUAGCUGACUAAUAGGAACUAAUCUGCUAGUGAAAGAAACUCGGAUGUCUGUGAAGAGCUAUUUUUGAGUUUCAGUAUCUACUCCUCACGUUUGGAUGCCAUUAGUGGCUCUACAUCUCCUGGUUGCGCUUCACAAACGUUCCACGCGCCACCUUGGUCUUGCUGUACUCUGGCGUGCCACUUGUAGUCCUAGACUUGCCCUUUUUUCCACAAGGGUUUCGACGAGUCACUUUUGUGUGUACAUAAAGUAUCUAUAUAUAGCAAUUGUCAUAUCAUAAGGCUUUAUUUUUCAAAUGUCAGAUUCUCUUAUUUUGUCACGAUUUAUUUUUCUGUCAUGUUAUUUUGGUCAUACUUGCCUUGGCAUGUCUUGUGAUCCCGUUUAUUCUGCCCACAUUGUAAAAACAAAAGAAAACGAAAUCAUGUACGUGUUGUAGAUAAAUCAAUUGACAACAAAACAAAAAAAACUGAAGAAGGCCGAAUGAUGGUAGAGAUUGUGAAUAUGAAUUUAUUUUAUGGUCUUUUAUAGGAGAGCUAGCUCUAGGGGAGAAGAUGUGAACUGUACGUGUCUAUCUAUGCAUUCUUUUAGCUCUAGAAAGAUUCGAAAGAGAGAGAGAAAAAAGACACAUUGCCUUGCAUGUCCUGGGACAAUUUAAGAAGACAAACUGUACUGAACAGAAAUGAUAUUUUUUAUUUUAUUUAUUCUAUUUUAUAUCGGUAUAUACUGGUUUCAUUGUGAUGUAUCAUAUGCUUAGACAUUCUUUACCCUGUUUCAGACAAUAAAGCAAGCUACAAAUGUCAAUCCAAAAACACACUGUACAGUAACAGAGCUGCUGAUGCACAGCGCUGCCUGCCAUGGUUACGUUACAGUCGAAAGGCCUUUAGGACCUUUACAUUCUGCCCAAACAAAUAUUAGAUACAAUAUAGAAUACAUAUACAAUAUAGAAUAUGCUAUCAAUUGAUUAUUGGGAUAUUUCAGACACAAGUGUUACAGGUUAAGCCUGAGAUUAAUGGAUUAUUUACACAAUAGCCUUGUUUACACCUUGAUGUAUUUUUUUUUUGUCAAUCUGACCACAAGUGGAUGAUGUUGAAUACAAGUGUAAAUGGGGUGUCAAAUAUUUUGGGAAAUCUUUUAGAGGUAGUUGGAAAUGCAUUUGAUCCAUUUGCUUGAUGCUUACCUUAUUUAAAGAAAUCAUUCCCCAAAAUAAUGAAUAUUUCAAGUGGUUCCAAGCCUUUAUGGGUUUCUUUAUUCUGUUGAACUCACACACAUCUAUUUGGGGGCUUCCCAUUGAUGUAAUGAUUUUAUACUGUACACACUGUAUAUUCUCUCCCUCUAGCCAUAAACACAAACCUCACAGAAAACAAUCUGCAUUUUCACAUUUUCAAUAUACUUCAUUUUGUCUGAUUUAUGAGGACCAAAAUUAUAAAGUUCAAAAUUUACUGGUAUUGCUAUAUUUGUGGGGACAUUUGGUCCAGACAAUGUUAGGAAUAAAAGGUACACACACAAACACACACACACACACACACAUGUUUUGAAGGAUGAAAAUCAGUAAACUUGACAUCUAUAGUAUACUGCAAAAAAAAAAAAAAAAAGUUGACAACCUAAAAUUUUAAGGCAACCAGCUUCAGAAAACUUUAAUCGAGUCAAGUGCAGUACUCGGGUUGAAAGUUAAAACAAAAAAGCUCUGUAGCAAGUUGCCUUCAAUUUUGCCUACAAUUUUAAGUUUAGUCAAAAAAUUUUUACAGUGUAGGAUAAAGUAAUACUAUGGAAGUCCAUUAAAAGCGAUUUUCAUGUUUCUUCCAAAUAUCUUCUUUUGUGUUUAGCAGAAGAAAGAAACUCAAACAGGUUUGGAACAAGUAAUAGGUGAGAAGAUUUUCACUUUUGAGUGAACCAUUUUUGGACUAUGUUGUGAGAAAGUGCAUCAAGACAAGGUAUUCAACCAAAAGUAGAUUACGAUUGAAAUCUUAGUCGCUAUUCACAUUCCUUUUGUCAUUUGCUCAUAAGUCUUUGAAAUUUGUUUAUCAAAUAGAGUACUGCUUUGAAAGUUAUGCAGUGAAAAUAGAUAAAGUUCUUGCAGGAACAUUGUUUAUAGCUUUGAUUUGAUGCAUUUCAAAAAUGGGUUGCCAGAGACUGAAAUGUGUCCUUUUAGGAGGGCAUUUACAUGACACAUUUUUUCAACUAAAAUAGAACGUUCUAUGCAUUUUGGCUGUUUGUUUAGAUGACAACAGUAUUUUGGUAGUCUGAAACUGAAAAUCACAGCAGUAUAGUAUCCAUGGAAAUUAUUAGAACAACGUUUUAGUGAAAACUGUGCAUUGUGUGCAUGCAUACUUCAUGUAAAAGAGAUAUUGCUAACUACUGGCCUGGUAUGCACAAUAAAGCACUAUAGACAUUUUCACAGGUCCAAAAUUAGAUCUGUAUUAAAAAAAGUAACUUUUUUACAUCACUGUAAUGUAAACAUAACCUAAUAAUGCAUGUUUACAUUCACAAAACUAUUAAAAAGCUGUGCAAAUAUUUUGGAAGCAGUGAAAGCUCUUAUAGUAACAAAAUGGGGGCUAGUAUCUUUUUAAUAAUUGAUAUAUUGUAUUACACACGUAUCUUAUGUAAUAAAUGGAAUAUGAUAUAUAUUAUAUUGUAUUUAAUAUAUGUAUAUAUAUAUUACACAACAAAUCACUCUCAUAAUCUAAUUCAUCAAUGACCAAAAUGAAAUAUUUGUUUGGGCAGCAUGUAGAUGUUCAGCUAGCUCUAUUACAACCAUUACUCCUUUAUCUUGACUGCACACGAGCCAUCAAAUUCCGUUUUUACCUUGAGGAUAAUCAGAGUAUGAAAUGAGAUGGCAAAAUGUGUAAAACUCAAUCUGCCUGUGUACUGCACUCCUUUAGUCUCUCCCACUUCUUCACUUUUGUGGACUGUUUUUUUUUUUUUAUUUGACUCUGAUGAUGAUGGGUCUUUACAACUCAGCAUUUCCCUUUAGAUCACAUUUUAGAGUAGUGUGAAAGGGGUGAAUAAGAAUAAGAAUCUUACUUUCUAUUCAGAAACAAAUUCAGUGGCAACUGACAAAGUCAGCUGUUGUAAGAGGGAGGAGGCUUAUGGGUAAUGUAGUCCAGUACAAUAUCUCAGCAUAGAAUCGUCAUUCUCAUGUUAGCAAGAGUAGUGUGUUCGAGUGACUUUAGUGUUCUUGCAUGGUGAAACACUCUGAUCGAUGACUAUCAGGGCAAAGCUCAUCACAAGGAUUAACAAAGCUAAGAAUUAACACUCUACUGGUCAAAUACACACUCAAACACACCGUUUUGUGGCUUUCUCUGCUCUACACUAAUUUGUACACCAUAUAAAUGUAAACUGUUGUGAAAAUAAAUGGCAUAUCACAAAAUA